AUGGAAGAUUACUACAUUACCAGCAGCUCACAGGACCAAAGCUACGGUUACAGCAGCACCACCUCCAACUACCACAUUGACCCUGUACGUGUGGUGACAUGCAUAAUCGUUGCUGUCGGCCUUCCUCUGACCCUGGUGGCCAUCUAUGCUCUUUAUUCUAUGGUGAGAAGAGAUCAUGUUGCUCCCAUCUACGUCAUCAACCUCCUCAUUACCGACGUCCUUCAGUUCUGCUGCAUGAUCGUUUGGGUGGCACCAAAUAUUCGUGGACAGAUAUCUGACAUCUUCUUAUGUAUUCACUUCUCUGCUCUGAUGGCCAGUAUUUGCUUCAUGGUCUGCAUCGCCCUGGAAAGGUAUUUUGUCAUCGCCCACCCACUGUGGUACCGCUUCAGACGAACCAUCAAGACCUCUGUGGUGGUCUGUGUCCUGGUCUGGGUCCUUCCUCUUCUCUUUUUGUUAAUUUCUUGGUUUUAUAGUGUGAAUCUACACAUACUCGCCGUCCUCCUCCUCCUUCCCUUCCCACUGUUAAUCUUCUCCCUGGUUGGGACCCUCAAAGCCCUGUCUGCUUCCAUCUCGGUCCCCUCUGAUGAAAAAAGACGAAUUGUGGGGAUUUUGGUUCUGGUGCUGCUUAUUUACACGCUGCUGUUCCUGCCCACCAUCAUUUUGUUAUUGGGAGGAUAUUACAGGACCCUAGAACUCCUGUAUCUCAUCUUCAUCAGGUUGAGUCCUCUUGCAGACUUGUUCCUGUAUGUGUUCAUGAGGAAAGGGACCAUAGACAAGCUUUUGGCCUCUGUGUGUUGCUGCAGAAUGAACAGCAAUGAUAUCAGCAGUCCAUCAGUAUGAAUGAUGACAACAUUUCCACAGUCAGCUUCAUGUAGGCAGAGAAAGAGGGAGAGAGAGAAAGGGGAGGAAACAGGAGGAGAAAUGGAGGCCAAUAGAAAGGAUAGAGACGAGACAGAUCCUGUCAUCUACUGAGACCAUUUCCAAUAACACACCUAACUGUAGAGAACAGGAAGCACUGUUUGGACUCUGCUGUGGGAGAAGUGGCUGCUGGGAAAUGUUUUGGUCAACUUGCUCUGGUUCACUGUGAUGGCUUCAACACAUGGAAAUAAAAUGUGUUUUAUUAGUUUGGAGCUGGAAGUUGAUGUCUGUCAUUAUUCUCCUUUAAUCCCAGAAGCAAAGCAGAUAUUAUUUUAGAUGAACUGAGCUCAUUCUAGCCGCCUCACUGUCUUCUUCCUAAAUCUUUAUUUGGACUGUUGUUUGGAUGUUUAACACAGGGAGAGCAUCUCAACACGUCUUUAGCACUUUGUACUUUUUAAGUGUAAUUUCUGCUGUUUUAGUGGUAGGCAUGCUGCUGUUUAGGAUGGGAUUCAGAGCAGCUGUUUUGCAGCAGCUGUUGUGUUUUUGGCAAUCUGGAGAAAAUCUUAAACCACAGUUUAUGUCAGUUUCUAUGAAAUUGUACAUUUUCUGGAAAUCCAAUAAAAAUCAGUUUGUAGACCAAA
Micropterus dolomieu (smallmouth bass) is the source of this 1499-nucleotide messenger RNA. RefSeq names its product G-protein coupled receptor 4-like. The record is from RefSeq and is a predicted model, not a curated record. Bases 1 to 840 code for a protein of 279 amino acids. Gene Ontology annotation, molecular function: G protein-coupled receptor activity. Lineage: Eukaryota; Metazoa; Chordata; Actinopteri; Centrarchiformes; Centrarchidae. Gene Ontology annotation, biological process: positive regulation of Rho protein signal transduction; phospholipase C-activating G protein-coupled receptor signaling pathway. Gene Ontology annotation, cellular component: membrane. The transcript has 3 exons.